This is a messenger RNA of Capronia epimyces CBS 606.96, 1203 nucleotides long. RefSeq lists its product as uncharacterized. The record is from RefSeq and is a predicted model, not a curated record. The transcript is spliced from 2 exons. Lineage: Eukaryota; Fungi; Ascomycota; Eurotiomycetes; Chaetothyriales; Herpotrichiellaceae. Gene Ontology annotation, biological process: proteolysis. The coding region runs from base 1 to 1203 and encodes 400 amino acids.
AUGGGGGACGCCGGCCCCCAGACACCGCCGUUGGGCUUGACAGAGGGCGCUGCCGCGUUGGACUCGCUAGGGUUGCAGGAUGCACCUCCGCCGAGGGAGAUCAAAGUCCUCGUUACGGGAUUCGGGCCGUUCAAAUCUUUCCUCAUCAACCCGUCAUGGCUCAUCGCUUCUGCUCUCCCCAGCGAACUUUACCCGUCGACGAACCCGUCAGCUCCUCGCGCAUAUAAAAUCACCCUCAUAGUCCAUCCAUCAGCGAUCCGCGUCUCCUACAGCACAGUCUCCAAGAUCGUGCCAUCCUUGAUCUCGCAGCACGACCCGGACUUCAUUCUUCACAUCGGCGUCGCCGGCGGACGCGAUUGCUAUUCCCUGGAAACCCGUGCACAUCGCGACGGGUAUCGGAUAAAAGACGUUGACGACGCGGAUGGAUUUCCCCGGAGUGAGAGUCACUGGAAGAAAGAAGGGGUGCCGGAUCUCCUGUCUGUGGGUUGGGAUGAAUCUGAAGUGAUGAGGAGAUGGGAGCGCGGGGUCCAGACGGGCCUCAAGGAGCGUGGAUUUCUAGGGCCUGUGUCGCAAACGGACUCCACCACGUUGACAACUAGUACGUCUUCUCCCUCACUUGACAAUGCUGUGGGCUUGAACGCGAACUCGAACUCGAUAUGGGGCUCAAGCACCACCGCGACCAAUAUUGCCGCUGCCGUUGCCACAGCAAGAGCGGAAGGACAUAGGAGAAGGGGCGUGGUUAAGUUGUCGCGCGAUGCCGGCCGGUUUCUAUGCGAGUACGCACUCUUUGAAAGUCUGAGUUUUCGCUGGAUCGAUGCUCAUCGGUAUAUACACCCACAUUCACACCCACAUCAUCAGCACACAAAGACAGAGGCAGAGGCCAAAACCGAAGCCGAAGCCCAAGCCCAAGCCGAGUCCGAGGUCGACGUCGAGGUCGAGGCGCGCAAGAAACAGCUCGCUCUUGAACGUCUCGGCAAAGUCGCCUUCCUGCACGUUCCGGGCUGGACGGGCGUCGAAGACAUCAACCGCGGGCUCCUAGUCGCAGAAGAAGCCAUCCGCGCCCUCAUCGGGAGCUGGGAGGAUGGGUUCCGCAAGAACAUGGGCGUUGGCUCUGGCGCUGGUCCUGGCUCUGGUGUCGUAGAGGUGCCGUUGGAUGGGCGAGCGUUUACUACCCAGCAUUCCGAGUCUCACGGUCAGGGCUAG